Messenger RNA from Branchiostoma belcheri (Belcher's lancelet), 4241 nucleotides. RefSeq lists its product as uncharacterized. Bases 147 to 4208 code for a protein of 1353 amino acids. The transcript is spliced from 15 exons. The record is from RefSeq and is a predicted model, not a curated record. Lineage: Eukaryota; Metazoa; Chordata; Leptocardii; Amphioxiformes; Branchiostomatidae.
UGCGCACCGUUGACAGAUUUAUCCCGUGAACUGCGCAGAUAUGGCGGACGGAGAAGGCUGAAUCUGCAGCAAUUCCAAUUUUCUGAAGCGCAGGAGGAGAUAGACUGUGGAUGGGAUAAUGCACGUGUCAGCACACACAUGGUUUCAUGGGGCUUUUGGACUUACUCAGAAAUAUGAGCGGAAAGGAAGACGGUUCAGCAAAGAGGAGUUUUUCUUCGAGAAUUCCAUCCUUCUCCAAGAGAAGACAGCAACAUCAGCAACAACAGCAGCCACAGGCCGGAGUGGAGGAGCCUCUUUUGGGGGAUGCCAGUAAGACAGAUAGUCCCAAGCAGCAUUCAUCAUCAAGAGGUGCCCCGUACAAGCGCAACUUUGGGUUUGGCUUUAGGAAGAGACCACAAAAUCUAAAGGAAAAAACAAACCCCAGUGAGAUGGUCCAACAGUUGGAAGCGACCAUUGCCAAGUCUGGGGGUGCAAUGACAAAAGACAAUCCAGAAAACAGAUCAUUAGACAUAAAAAAUCAACAGAGUGUACCGACUACACAAAUUGCAAGACAAGAUGCUGUGGACAGAACACCCAAUGCUAAUAGAACAAGGUGGGGCUUAAAGAAAUCUCAGACAGUUGUGACUGAUCGCAACAGUAAUUUUGCCCUACCUGCGACCCCCGAGGUCAAUCGUUCUAUCCGCAACAUGCCGAAGUCCAAGUCUGAGGAAAGCAUCAAAUCUACCUCGUCCCAGGAGAGGGCAAAAAGUGGGAGAAGCAGACUUCCCAAAUCUCACACAAUGAAUCCCACCAGACCUAGCCAAGCGCAGCCAGCUUCCGGGACGGGGUCUGCGAGGGUAGUCAAACCCGUGGCCAGGCCGCAAAACCUUGUACGUCCUGGUACGGCGCAGUCCACUAUGGAAACGCCACGUGUACGUACUCAGUCAAACGCUAGCACUGCAUCAAAUGUCAGCUCUGCCAGCUCUACUAGAACACCAAAGAAAACAUCUCAGGAAACAACACCGAGGGAGGGUGGCCAGAAAGUAGAGGGAAGAAGUUUAGCAGCCAGUAAAAGUGCUGGUAAAAGUGUAGGUGGACAGAGUAGGGGAGGUACUGAAGGUAGUGUAGCAGACUCAAAGCCUUCUACACCAGGGAGGCAAGAAGCCAAAAGGGAUGCCCGUGAAAAAGGGACUUCUGGCACAAGGACUCACAACAGGCAGGAUCAUUCAGCCAAAAGCCCCAAGAGUCCUGGAGUGAUGACUAGUUCUAGACUCAAGCCUGAGUCUCCCCUUACAGCAACUGUGCGUAGAGACAGUUUUGACCUUCAAAACGAGUCAGCGUCGUCCGACCUUGAGUCGGAUGACCUCAUGUUAGACAUGGAUUCGUCACACGAUGAGAGUUUCGAUCAGGGCGACGAAAGGCCGCGGCAUCACCGGCGGUGGCACAGUCCACGACGCAACGCAAGAACACCGACUGACGCAGACGGGAGGGAAGACAGCGACACUUUGGAAGAACUAGAUACCAGCCAGUCACAGAAAAGCUCAAGGACUCGACAACAAAGGGUAAAGACACAGGGAUGUUCUGAGCAAAAUCAAGUUGGUCAAGACAGAAAUGCUGUUGCUACUCCUGAGACUCAGAGACGAAGAAAUAGAAGAAGAUACAGAAGGAGACAGUACGGAAGGUCGCGGGCCCAGACCACACCCUCAGAAAGCCCACACAGAGACAGGCCCCGUUCUCAGUCCACCCCCAUGAAACCUCCCAGGCAGAUGACAGCCUGCUUUGACGAAGAAGAAGGAGUCACCAUCGACACUUCGUCCUUCAGAUACCUUCUUCAAGACAUGACGGGCAUGAAGACGUGUCUACUGAAGCUGAAGAGAAUUCUCCAGGAGGUGGAGACAUCCUCUCCAUUCGAUCAGACUACAGCUGGAAAGGGAUAUGCAGACAAGAAUCAUUUGAUGUCGGCAAUGUUAGAUGGGGCUGUGGGAGAGGUAGAAGGAAAGGACAUGAAAAAGGAGAAUGAAGACCUGAGGCAAGAGCUUGCACAGUUGAGACAACAGCUGACUGAAAAGGACCGUACCAUUUCUCUACUCCAGACACAAAUGGAAAAGUACAGCGAUGCCAGAGAUGGCCAUGUCACAAAACGUGGAAAAUCAGUUGCAACACAGACAGAACCACAAUCAAAGCGUUUCCCUUGGAGUAGAUCAUCCCCGUUAAGCAGAUCUCAAUCCAUGCGAGAACCUAGCCCCAUUACACCAGGGAGAAAGAGGAGAAAUAGGAGACAAAAGAACGGCCAAAAGUUGGAAUCAGAUACCCAGGGGACACAGCCGAACCAGACUGUUCUCUCCACCCAACGAAGAUCAGAAAGAAGAUCGGCCCAGAAGUCUCAGGUUAUUUUGGACCCUAUUGAGGAGUUAUCUGACCUAAACCUUCUGGUGUCUGAUGAAGGGGAGGAAGAGAAGGGAGGCAUUCACCAUUCAUCAUCAAGUCAGCAGCAUCUCAGUGAUACAGAGCAGGCAGUGGACAUUCUUUUAGUUCAGCAUUCAGAUGUAAGCACCCACGGCAUAACAGGAUCACAGGAGGACAACACUGAAGACAUGGACAGGGACAAGGCUGAUGAAAAACAUGACUUUGAUUCACUCACUACUGAAGAUUAUAACAAAAUCAGUGAAAGUAUUGCCCCACAGCCAGUUGAUAAAGAAAAUGUUAGCAUUAAGGUCAAAGAUGUAACAGCACUAAAUGUCAGUCAGGUACCAUUGGGGGGAACAAAAGGGGACAAAUGUGUGGCAAUGUUGUCUUUUGUUGGUGCUGAAGUGACGGCCACUGACCCAGUGACAACCCAUGAUGAUAAAAUGCAGAUGGCACAGGAAGAAGUGGUGUCAGGUAAAGAUCGAGAAAGACAAGAAGCCAACACUACAACGGAGAGCACUAAAGAAAGCUGUAUCUUCCCUGUCCUUGGUGCUGAAGAUGCAGUCAUUGCCACAGCAAGAGAAGAUGAAGCAGGGUGCCUCCUUUCUCCAACAUGGGUCACCGAAGACGUCAAAAGAAACAAGCAGCAGCAACAUGAGUAUAAAAUUGGUACUACAGAUACCAGCACAGAAGAGUCCUUUUCCAUUCCUGGUGCUGAAGUUUCGACCAGUUCCGAGCAUGAAGUUAUUCCUCAGCCUUCAGUGCAAGACAUUGAAGACCCCACUCCUCUUAACACAACCUUCUCCAUUGAGAAAGAUGACGAUUCGAUGUGUGAAGAUCCAGCUCCAGAUGUUACUCAGAACAUAACUCAGGAAGAAGGGAAAGAAGAGGGUGGUGCCCAGAAGAUCACUGCAUGCACAGAAGUCCCAAAUCAACCAGAAAACAGUGGUGAGAAGAAAAACAAACCCGUGGCAGCAACUUCCAGAAGCAAUCAACCACCACUGCAAGGGAAAAGGCAAGAAAAAGUGCUUCCAGAAGACAGUGAAACGUCAAAGGAAAAGAAUGGUGGUGUAGACCAAGGCUUGGAGACAAUAAGAGAGAGGAGCUUGAGCUUUGCAGGGUUCGGUAGACCAGCUUCAGGUUAUCAAUGUAGAAAUGUGUCAUAUGCAGAUGUCCUCUCCACAGGCACACCAUCCAAACAAGGGCCUACACAACCCCUCAGAGAGAGGUCACAAAGUUUUGCUGCAUUGAAAGGAACACAAGGGCGAAGGGGCAUCCCUAUGUACCAGAAGGGUAAGGAAAGGGCAACAACAGAAGGCAUUAUGGGAAGAAGUCAAAGUUACCAGGGCCUCCAGGAGCAAGGGAGAAGUGGGAUUCCCUCCAUGAAGAAAGGCACAUCUGUAGAUGUGAAUGCUGAUGGGGCUUUAGCAAAAGGGAAGAGUCAGAGCUUGGCAGCAUUGAAGUUCAAGGGGCAGAGAGAAAGCAGAAUGCCUCUGCCUUCACAGGGUAGAGGUGCGCAAAGGUAUACAGGUCAGGCAAGGGAAUCCAGCAUCCCUGAGAUGAGGGGGCGAAGUUUCACCUUCCCAAAGUACAGGAACACUAAGGAGACCACAGAGAAACAUAGCAAAAAGCAACCACAACAUGCACCAGAACAAGCUGCAGACACCGCUGUCAAGGCAAGUGAUGCAGCUCCCUCUACUCCAAGAGGAGGAACUGCAGCACGGGAGUCCAAAUUGCCAGUGGGCACGGAACAGAAUGCUCCUACACCAAAAGAAAGAAGCAAGGGUAGGAUUCCUGUGUUUGGGAAAUGGUACAAGCGCUAGAUGGUCUGGAUAUACUCAGUAGAAGUUGGGGGG